CAUAGCGUAAUUGAUGAAAGUAUUUGACAUGGUGAAGCACGUAAAACAGGAAUAAAUCACCUCCCCGCACAUCCAGACCCCCACCCUCUCUCCCGGAGAUGUGUUGGAACUCCUUGGAUUUAAAGCACCUCCUUCGCACCGAUUGGUACAUGUGGGAAUGACUCGAUGCUAAGUGGCCUCCCGUCUGAAGCUAUAAGAAGCUACUUCGGCGGAGACUGGCGCUCAAUGAGUAAGGUGGGCGAGGGAUGAAUGAAUGAAUAUAUGAUAGAGGCUUGCUGAUCUCACAUAGACUCGCCUCCUGCAGCGAAGGACAGGACAGGACAGAUUUAAGCGAGAACUCAGCCAGUCGGUGGAAUAAGCCAAAGACAGACAGACAAGGCUGGAGUAACUCGGCGGGUCAGGCAGCAUCUCUGGAGAAAAGGAAUAGGCGAGGUUACGGCUCUGAGCACUUCUUCAGACCAGCCGAUGGUUUAACGGACGUGCGCUGGCGUUGCAAGCGAGGCGAGGCGUGGAGACUGCAGCGAGCAACAGGUCAGCUAUCAGUGAACCAUGAAGUACUCGUCGCUAUCACUGAACGGGAGCGAUGGAUGGCAAGUGCUAGCAAACACCACGGAGCCCGUGGAAAGCCUCGGCAUGCCCGAGAGGGACGAAGGGUUGGCCAGAGCCGAGAUUGCUGUGCUGGGGACCAUCUUCGUGGCGGCCACGGUGGGGAACACGGUGCUCAUCAGCGUCCUGUGGAAUAGGAGGAAGAGGAUGUCCCGCAUGUCUGUCUUCGUGAUGCACCUGAGCAUCGCCGAUCUGGUGGUGGCCCUCUUCCAGGUCCUCCCGCAGCUCAUCUGGGACAUCACGGAGAUAUUUAUGGGUCCGGACGUGCUGUGUAGGAUGGUGACUUAUCUACAGCUGGUGGGAAUGUUCGCCUCCACGUACAUGGUGGUGGCCAUGACCGUGGACAGGUUCCAGGCGGUCUGUUACCCCAUGGUGACCUUCCGCAAGAAGAAGGCGUAUUGGAACACGGCCAUCUGCACCAGCUGGGUCUUGUCGCUCAUCCUGAGUGUCCCUCAGGUCUUCAUAUUCUCCAAUAAAGAGUUCCUCCCCGGCAAGGUGCAGUGCUGGGCGGAGUUCAUCCAACCAUGGGGGCUCAAGGCUUACGUCACCUGGAUCUUCACCGUCAUUUUCUUCAUCCCCACCGUCGUCCUGACCACAUGCCAGGUCAAAAUCUGCAGGGUCAUCCGACUGAACAUUUACGCCAAGACGCACCAGCAGCACCCCGAGACGACCAAGAGCCAGACUGUGCACUCGAGGGCCAGCAACGUCAACUGCAUGUCGAAAGCAAUGAACAAGACGGUGAAAAUGGCAGUGGUCACGGUGUUUGCCUAUGUGUUGUGCUGGACACCUUACUUUGCAGUGCAGCUGUGGACGGCUUGGUAUCCCAGCGACAUCAGCCAGGGCGCCGUUUUCACCAUUAUCAUGCUUCUGGGGAAUUUGAACAGUUGCACCAAUCCCUGGAUAUACAUGUACUUCUGCGGACAAAUCCCACGCUGCACCAAACGCGAACCAAGGAGUUCAGUGCAAAAGGAAUCCGCCACCACGGCCAGCGUUAACCUGGGAGACAAGGAGGUUGGAUAUGCCUUUACGGCGGUUUAAGAUGGCAGAACGACGGAUUACAGCAAUUUGGCAACGCGGAAUUAAGAACCAUUGAAAUCCAAAACUUUAACUCAGUAAUGUCGUUUUCCCACUAAAUCGUCCCUUCUUUCAGAAUCUAUUCAAGCAUUUCUUUUAAAUAUAGGCUACAAUUAUCUGUAUUUAUAAGAUUAUCUGCAUGAAUUUGUUGAUCUGAAGAAGGAUCCCAACCCGAAACGUCACCCACCCUUUUACUCCAGUGACCUGCUGAGUUACUCCAGCACUUUGUGUCUUUCUUUGGUAUAAACCAGCAUCUGCAGUUCCUCAUUUCUAAACUUAUCCUUGAUCAGCAAAGCAACAAUUAGCACUAGGGAGAAGGCAGGAGAAUGGAGUUGAGAGGGAAAGAUAGACGAUGAGCCAUGAUUGAAUGGCUGCAGUAGACUCGAUGGGCCGAAUGGGCUAAUUCCGCUCCUAUGACAUAAACAUUCAACAUCAUAAUCAUAUUUGAUUA
This is a messenger RNA of Leucoraja erinaceus (little skate), 2131 nucleotides long. RefSeq names its product arginine vasopressin receptor 2b, tandem duplicate, 1 (gene avpr2b.1). Gene Ontology annotation, molecular function: vasopressin receptor activity; peptide binding. The record is from RefSeq and is a predicted model, not a curated record. The transcript is spliced from 2 exons. Gene Ontology annotation, cellular component: membrane. NCBI's taxonomy places the organism in Eukaryota, Metazoa, Chordata, Chondrichthyes, Rajiformes, Rajidae. The coding region runs from base 550 to 1644 and encodes 364 amino acids. Gene Ontology annotation, biological process: G protein-coupled receptor signaling pathway; positive regulation of vasoconstriction; regulation of systemic arterial blood pressure by vasopressin.